AUGUGGCCCAAUCCGAAGAUAACUUACCUCAUUCUCGCUGCAUAUGGCCUCCUAACCAGUGCCUCACCUAUCGAGGGGGAGAAAAAGCUGGAAGAGCGCCAGUCCUGUCCAAGCAUCCACAUCUUUGGGGCACGAGAAACCACGGCGAGUCCCGGCUAUGGCAGCUCGGCAUCAGUCGUAAACUCGAUCCUCUCAGCAUACCCGGGCUCAACGGCCGAAGCUAUCAACUACCCUGCCUGUGGUGGCCAGGCCUCGUGCGGGGGCGCCAGCUACUCCAGCUCUGUCCAGCAGGGCAUAGCGGCGGCGGCGAGUGCCGUCAACAGUUUCUACACGCGGUGCCCAAACACUCAGAUUGUCUUGGCUGGAUACUCUCAGGGUGCUGAAAUCUUUGAUGUUGCCUUCUGCGGAGGCGGUGACCCGAAUCAAGGGUAUACGAAUACCGCAGUCCAGUUCUCUGCUGGCGCAGUCGGACAAGUCAAGGCAGCAAUCUUGAUGGGAGCUCCAACGUAUCAGUACGGACUGUCCUAUGGAGUAGGAACUUGUAGAGCUGGAGGGUUUGAUGCACGCCCCGCAAGCUUUCAAUGCCCGUCCGCUGCAAAAGUUCAGAGCUACUGCGAUGGCCCAGACCCUUAUUGCUGCAACGGUAACAACGCAGCCACGCACAAUGGCUAUGGCUCAGUAUACGGGUCACAGGCCCUUGCUUUUGUCAAGGGCAAGCUCAGCAGCAGUGGCGGUGGUAGCGGAGGCGGUUCUCCUAGCACGACGGCCCCGGGGACGACACCAACGGCCCCGGGUGGUGGGACCAACUGUGCCUCUCUGUACGGCCAGUGCGGGGGCCAAGGCUGGACCGGCUCGACAUGCUGCUCCUCUGGAAGUUGCAAGGCUGCUAACAAUUACUACUCCCAGUGCUUGUAG
Messenger RNA from Diaporthe batatas, 915 nucleotides. RefSeq lists its product as uncharacterized. Gene Ontology annotation, molecular function: hydrolase activity; cellulose binding. Gene Ontology annotation, biological process: carbohydrate metabolic process. The coding region runs from base 1 to 915 and encodes 304 amino acids. NCBI's taxonomy places the organism in Eukaryota, Fungi, Ascomycota, Sordariomycetes, Diaporthales, Diaporthaceae. Gene Ontology annotation, cellular component: extracellular region. The transcript is spliced from 3 exons. The record is from RefSeq and is a predicted model, not a curated record.